This is a messenger RNA of Miscanthus lutarioriparius, 1386 nucleotides long. NCBI's taxonomy places the organism in Eukaryota, Viridiplantae, Streptophyta, Magnoliopsida, Poales, Poaceae. The record is from the annotation of a GenBank genome assembly.
AUGUGGGGCGUCCUGGGCAACGCGGCCACCGUUGCGCAGCUGGCCGGGUUCGACGCCGCCGGGCUCAUCGCCAAGAUCCGGCAGGCGGCGCGGACGGCUCAGCAGAACAACAAGGACUGUGAGCUCCUAGCACACCGCGUCGACAUGCUCGGCGAGCUGCUCCCACGCCUGAUGCGGCAGGACCCGGAGGCCGUGCGGGGGCUGGCCGGGCUGGACGGCACACUGUCGGAGGCGCACGAGCUCGUCAUGUCCUGCCAGGGGAGAGGCCGGACGUACAAGUUCUUCACGGCCUCUAGGAUGGCUGACAGGUUCAGGGACGUCGACAAGAAGAUCGACUCCUACCUCUCGCUCAUCCCAACAAUCAGCUACAUCUGCAUAACCAGCCGUCUCGAUGCAAAUCACACCACCUCCCGUUCCCAAUCCCAGCUGGUACUGGAGGAGUCGGGAGCUGAGGGUCGGGAGUUCACGCUAGCGGAGAUAGCGGUGGCCACCAACAACUUCGCCGUCCUGGUCAGCGACGACGCCGACUCUGGCACCAAGGUGUACAAGGGCAAGCUCCACAACGGCCCUGAGGUGGCCGUCAAGCGCCUCAACCGCGGGCGGCGAGGCGCGGAGGACGCCUUCUUCAAGGAGCAGCACAUCCUGUCGCCGCUCCGCCACGACCACAUCGUCCGCCUCUUGGGCACUUGUGCCGACAACGGCGAGCGCAUGCUAGUCACCCAGUACAUGCCCAACGGCUCGCUCUACGACCAACUGCAUGGCCGCAGUCAACUGUCAUCAUCGUCGCCUAUGACUGCGUCGUGGAAGACGAGCGUGCAGGUGCUGCUAGGCGCGGCGCGCGCUGUCGAGCACCUGCACCGCCACGCCAUGCCACUCAUCAUCCACGGCAACAUCGCCUCCUCCAACAUCCUCCUGGACGCCGCUUGGGAGCCAUGCCUGUCCGGCUUCGGCACAUCGGUGUGGCGGGCGGCAGGCGUGGCGUCACAGGCCGUGGAGGUCACCGGCGCCAGGUCGUGCAACGGGUACGCAGACCCGGAGUACAGCAGCACGGGCCGCAUCAAGCCGGCCAGCGAUGUUUACGGCCUCGGUGUGGUGAUGCUUGAGGUCCUGACGGGGCAGCCACCGGUGGUGAGUGUCUGGGACGAGGCGAAGCAUAGCGUGGUGCCCAUGUCCUUGGCAUCGUUCGCGCUGCCGAGCAUCCAGGCCGGUAGGCUCGGUGACGUGCUCGACAGGCGUCCGGCACCACAGCCGACGACCUGGCAGCAACUCCAGCCGCUGCAGCUGGUGGCUGACAUGGCGGUGCAAUGUCUAUAUCUCCGUGGGGAUAACCGCCCCGCCAUAUCAGAUGUCGUCGCCAACCUCGAGCAGGCGCUCCGUCUCAUAUGA